Pongo pygmaeus (Bornean orangutan) is the source of this 953-nucleotide messenger RNA. RefSeq names its product microsomal glutathione S-transferase 2 (gene MGST2). Gene Ontology annotation, biological process: leukotriene biosynthetic process. NCBI's taxonomy places the organism in Eukaryota, Metazoa, Chordata, Mammalia, Primates, Hominidae. The coding region runs from base 389 to 865 and encodes 158 amino acids. Gene Ontology annotation, molecular function: leukotriene-C4 synthase activity; glutathione peroxidase activity; enzyme activator activity. The record is from RefSeq and is a predicted model, not a curated record. Gene Ontology annotation, cellular component: nuclear envelope; endoplasmic reticulum; membrane. The transcript has 5 exons.
UGAAGGGAAAUAGUAGUUGCUGUAACCCAACUGAAUGUGGGUCCAUUCACCCAGCACACAGAAACAAACACAAGCACCAGGAUUUGCAGUGACGGAAAGGGAGGCAUUGAUUGCAGGGUGCCAAGCAAGGAGAACUGGGCAGCUAAUGCUGAAGACCCUAACUCCCCAGUGGCUUUCGGGCAAGGGUUUUACAAUUUUAUUUAUUUUAUUAUUAUUUGAAACAGGGUCUUGCUCUGUCACCCAGGCUGGAGUGCAUUGAUCCUGGCUCACUGCAGCCUUGUCCUCCCAGGCUCAAGGGAUCCUGCCUACUCAGCCUCCUAAGUAGCUGGAACUACAGGCGUGCACCAUCACCACACCUGGUUAAUUUUUGUAUUUUUAUUUUCUAGACAUGGGGUCUCACUAUGUUGUCCAGGCUGGUCUCAAACUCCCGGGCUCAAGCAGUCCUCCUGCCUCGGCCUCCCAGAAUGCUGGAAUUACAGGUUAUUUUGCUUUGCAAGUUGGAAAGGCAAGAUUAAAAUACAAAGUUACGCCCCCAGCAGUCACUGGGUCACCAGAGUUUGAGAGAGUAUUUCGGGCACAACAAAACUGUGUGGAGUUUUAUCCUAUAUUCAUAAUUACAUUGUGGAUGGCUGGGUGGUAUUUCAACCAAGUUUUUGCUACUUGUCUGGGUCUGGUGUACAUAUAUGGCCGUCACCUAUACUUCUGGGGAUAUUCAGAAGCUGCUAAAAAACGGAUCACUGGUUUCCGAUUGAGUCUGGGGAUUUUGGCCUUGUUGACCCUCCUAGGUGCCCUGGGAAUUGCAAACAGCUUUCUGGAUGAAUAUCUGGACCUCAAUAUUGCCAAGAAACUGAGGCGGCAAUUCUAACUUUUUCUCUACCCUUUAAUGCUUGCAAAAGUUGUUCCCACCACGAAGGUAAUAUGGUAUCAUUUGUUAAAUAAAAAUGAAGUCUUUA